AUGCCUGUACAUGCAAAGCCUGAACAAAGAAAUGUAUAUAGAAAGAAGGAGAGAAAGAUGGCAGAUGAACGACCAUCCAAGGAAGUAGAGAAAGUUGAUGUAAAUGAACUUUUAACAGUUUAUCAAAUCAGUCCACCAGUCAAUCUACAGACAAAGAAGAACACAACCCAAGUUGUCCAUCUUAAUAUGAGAAGAAACUAUACUACUGUUAUGUUUGGAAGUGAAGUUUUGUAUCGUUACAGGAAAACAAGAAAGUUUGCUGGAGUCUCAGAAAAUACACAGAUUAGAGCUGAAAUUACAGAAAACGCCAAUGAAGAUUACAUUAAUGUACGGCCAAAUCCUACAUGUUACCAAUGUCGAAAGCUUGUGGAGGAAGUUAAAUGGUUAAAACGAAUAAUCAGAGAGGGACACAGUUUAACACAUAUAAAGAACCCAGGGUGGGAAAAUGAAUAUGUUGAGGACCCAGAACAAAUCAGUCCAAGGGUCAAUGCUGCGUUUGUGUACAAGAAAAGUCGAACAAGGACAGAGGAGAUUGAACAGCUACGAAAAGAAGUCACUCGGCUUCAGAGAGAAUUGCGUCUCAAGUCAGAAGAGGUGUAUGCUUUGAGGGGGAAAGGUCAGAAGGAAGUACUGACCACCAGUCAGUCAAAGGGAACCAGCAAAUCACAUUUAAGGGAUCACCAUACCCUUGGUGAAACAGAAAGCAACAUAAGAAGUAUGUAUACACAACUUUACCAGAAGGAAUGGAGUCAGGCUUAUGCCUAUCAAAUGCAGGAAAGUGUUGAAAAGACUGUUGCCCAUGGUAACCUACUCAACAUCAUUCAGCUGUCCUUCAGCCAAUGUAGAGAUGUUGCAGACAGUCAGUUGUCAAGGAUCCUACAGGCUUCCUCUGUAAUGACAUCCAGUACACCACCUCAGACUUCCACAAAGAUGCCACAACAGACCUCCACAAAGACACCACCUCAGACUUCCACAAGCAUGCAACAACAACAAUCAAAACAAAGCCUAGUCACAACGCCGCAUAGUUCCAGCUGUUCUGAUCCUUUGUACAAAGAUGCUGCACUAUUCCAACGUCAAAUCUGUUAUCAGCUUCUCCCUGAAGUUCAGAAGAAAAUAAUUCCAGGUAUUAUGGAAAUUCUGAAUCUUAGACCAGCCCUGAAAUCCAGCACUGUGAUAAGGACAUACGCAAACAAAUGUAUUCAAGUAGCCUGGAAAAUUACGACCCAGACAGAUCAAGUCUAUCUUGACAACAGCGUUGUUCGAUUUUCAGACUUUGAUACUGUCAAGUAUGAUUAUUUUGAUGAAGAACUGGAAAAUUUUAAUUAUAUUGUUUGGCCUGCAUUGCUGUCUGACGGCUCCCAGCUGGUGGCAAAAGGUGUUGCUGUAGCAACUUCAAAGGUGCAAUGAUUUUCAUUUAGCGUUGCAUUGAAUGAAACAGUAAAUAAAUUGUAGACUGACUUUUAUAUACAAGAAAUUAAUAUUUGCAUUAAGUUUGUUUCGA
Messenger RNA from Saccostrea echinata, 1501 nucleotides. RefSeq lists its product as uncharacterized. The record is from RefSeq and is a predicted model, not a curated record. The transcript is spliced from 8 exons. NCBI's taxonomy places the organism in Eukaryota, Metazoa, Mollusca, Bivalvia, Ostreida, Ostreidae. Bases 1 to 1407 code for a protein of 468 amino acids.